This is a messenger RNA of Chara braunii, 1001 nucleotides long. The record is from the annotation of a GenBank genome assembly. Lineage: Eukaryota; Viridiplantae; Streptophyta; Charophyceae; Charales; Characeae.
CCGGACCUCAAUGGCUGGAAGCGCCGGCCAAAAAAAUUCGAAACGGUACCCUGGCGCUUCGGCAAAAAUUGGCGCGCAGGGGGAUUCCAGGCUCGGCAGCGAUAGCUGGGCCAAGUACUGGUGGUUUAAGAUGAUGCUGGCAGAAGAGGAAAUACAAUCACUUACUGAGAUAUUUGGACCAUUUUCCUUCUUUUCAUUUUCGCUCUUUGUUGGACUGUAUUUUGUGCCAGUACACACGUGUAUGUUGUGACAUCUGAUUAUCAUAUGCGGAGGGCGGCACUUCUUGCGGGACUUAUUUUCAGAAGCGGAGGAUUAGCAUUCACUCCUGUCAGCUUACCUUCGUCAAAGGAUGUCCGCGAGCAGUGCUCGGAAACGACGACGAGGAUCGAACGAGACAGGAUCCGAGCUAUUUUGUGGUUGCUGAUUGGUUGGCAUGGAGCGGAGCUGCUAAGGUUCACGAAGCCGAAUCGAUACAGAUUGCACAAGAUGCGCCAAGCCCUCGAGAAAGCCGAUUGAUUAUCUGGCCACCUUCUUCUCGUGCUGUCGCAACUGGUUGCCCUGCGCGGUAUGCCCGCCCCCCAUUCUUCCUCAUGGUGUGUUGCUCUCGCUUAUCCUCUCUUUUCCCUUUCAUCACGCCAGAGCCCUUUUUUCUUUUUUUUCUUUUUCCCUUCAGAAAACUGAGUUAACCCAGAAAAAAAGAAAUUUCACAUUUCGAAUUCUCUGCCUGGGUUUAAGGGUACAUUCCUCCGGGAUGCAGCGUGUAAAGCAGAUGCGCUUCCAGGUGUCGCAGUGUAAUGGGCGAUUCAUUUCGUUCCGGGAUUCCCAAUUCUCGUGAGUCGUGAGAGAGUAAUUAAGGAACUAACUCUUUCUGUUGGAGGGAGAGUUCGCUGAUUGUACAUUUUACGUUUUGUGACAUUUCUUUUUAAGAAGAUCGUAGAUCGUGCGUAGGCUUUCAUUGUUCUGCCCAACUUUCUCCACAAAGGUUUCACCUGCACCCAAUU